Molecule: messenger RNA, 1409 nt
Organism: Acaromyces ingoldii
Lineage: Eukaryota; Fungi; Basidiomycota; Exobasidiomycetes; Exobasidiales; Cryptobasidiaceae
Product: Nep1-domain-containing protein
Exons: 2
Coding region: 17-1342 (441 amino acids)
Biological process (GO): rRNA base methylation
Cellular component (GO): nucleolus; small-subunit processome
Molecular function (GO): rRNA (pseudouridine) methyltransferase activity; rRNA binding
Source: RefSeq, a predicted model, not a curated record
ACAGCUAGACAGCACCAUGUCGGACGGAGGGGCGUCGCCGUACGCAUCGAGCGCGAGCCUGUCGGACGACGAUGUCGCCCUCGACGGCGGGCCGGGGUACGACAGCGAGGGCGACGAGGUGGCCAUGAAGGGCUCGACGGUGUCUGCGCCCGCCUCGACGUCCUACCGGCCGAUUGCGCCGCUGCCCAGCCACUCGUCGUCGUCGUCGUCGUCCUUGCUGCAGCAGGGCACGCGGCGGCGCGACGAGCGGCGCAACUCCAUCGAUGGUGCUGGGUCCGCGUCGGCGGCCACCGCUGCCUCCCGGGCCCGGUCUCGCGUGGCGACGGGCGACAGCAACGAGGCCCUCGGCGACGAUGAUCAGGCCGACGAGCAGCCGGCGCCUUCAUCUUCAUCAACGAUCAAGAUCCAAAAGACGGGCCUGAAGCAUGCACUCCCGCCCAAGCCAUCCACCUCGUACCAGGCACAGGGACAGGGACAGGGACAGGCGCAGGGACAGAGCCAGAGCCAGAGCCAGGCAGCGGUCCCGCCGGCACCGUCAUCGACGUCGGGCCCCGCGACGCCCGGACAGAAGCGCGUGCGGACAGACAGCUCGCUCGUGCCCCAGGUGCCCAAAGUGCUCAAGACAGCAACGGACAGGAGCAACACGGCCCACCUCAUCGUCGUCCUCGAGCAGGCCUGCCUCGAGUCAUACAAGAUUUCAUCCGGCGGCGGCGGCGGCGGCGGGGGAGGGGGAGGGGGCUCGUCGCGAAAGGGUAAAGACGCGAACCAGGACAAGUACGCGCUGCUCAACUGCGACGACCACCAGCGCGUGCUCGCAAAGAUGGGCCGCGACAUUGCCGAGGCACGGCCCGACAUCACGCACCAGUGCCUCCUCACGCUCCUUGACUCGCCCCUCAACAAGGCCGGCCUGCUCCAGGUCUACAUCCACACCGCCAAGGGCGUCCUCAUCGAGGUGAACCCGCACGUGCGGAUCCCGCGCACCUUCAAGCGCUUUUCUGGUCUCAUGGUCCAGCUCCUGCACAAGCUCUCGAUCCGGAGCGUCAAGGGCAGCGAGAAGCUGCUCCGGGUGAUCCGCAACCCAGUCACCGACCACUUUCCGCCCAACACGCACAAGGUGACGCUGUCCUUUGAUGCACCCGUCCAGCGCCUCUCGAGCUACCUGCCAAAGGUGCCCAAGGACCACACCCUCGCCGUCUUUGUCGGCGCCAUGGCCCACGGCCAGGACAGCUUCGCCGACGGCAUCGUCGACGAGAAGAUCAGCAUCUCCGAGUACAGCCUCAGCGCGAGCGUGGCCUGUGGCAAGUUCUGUUGUGCACUCGAAGACUUCUGGGGCGUCGUCUAAUGUGAUGUAACUCUACACCUUGAAGCUGUCCUCGGGCGGCACGUCUGCCUUUGGGUGCUUGGACUCC